GGGAAGCUAAUAGGGUAGAAGGCAAAAAGGGAAAAAUUAAUCACCAAACAUAUUUUUUUUUCUUUUCAGAGCUCAGACGAAACACAGGUUAUAAGGGCAGUAUCUGUGCAACAGCAAAGUCUCACUUCUGCUAAGAGUACAAGUAAGGAGCCAACAAACAGAGAAGUGCAGCACUCCCAGCUGGAAGGCAAAAUUCCUGGACUAUCUAGCCCUUGAUUCUGCCAUGGUCAUGAAAACAACUGGCUCAAAGAAAUACUUCCAGCUGCUCCUUUUUCAGGUUGCUCUUCUAUGGCCUGUCUUCUGUGGGAAGAUACUGGUUUGGCCAACAGAAGGCAGCCACUGGCUGAACAUGAAUGUAAUUAUACAGGAGCUUAUCCGCCGUGGGCACAGCUUUACCAUCUUGGUAUCCAACGCUACCCUCUUCAUUGAACCCAGGCCUAAAGCCACAGAGAAUUUUGAGACCUAUAAUGUGCCCUUCAAAAAAGAUGUUCCUGAGAGCCUGAUUAAUGGAGUAGUGGAUCUAUGGCUCAACAACAGGCCAACCAUCUUGACCUUCUGGCAGUUUUACAAGGAGCUGGGAAGACUGUCUGUAAGCUGGCAGGAGAUGAACAAGAUGAUGUGUGACGCAGUGCUGACCAACAAAGAGCUGAUUGCUCGUCUGCAGGGGUCUGGCUUUGACCUGCUGCUGUCAGACCCCGUGACCCCCUGUGGGGAACUCCUGGCUCUCAAGCUGGGGAUUCCCUUUGUCUACUCAUUACGUUUCUCCCCAGCCUUCACUCUGGAAAGGCACUGUGGCAAGAUUCCAACCCCACCAUCCUACACACCUGCAGCCCUGUCUGAGCUCACUGACCGCAUGUCUUUUGGGGAGAGAGUAAAAAACUUUGUGUCUUACCACCUGCAAGACUACGUUUUCCAGAGCUACUGGGGACAUUGGGAUAUCUACUACAGCAAGGUGUUGGUCUGGCCCGCUGACAACAGCCACUGGCUGAACAUGGAGCACAUACUACAGGAGCUUGUGGUUCGGGGCCACGAAGUGACUGUGCUGCUGCCUUCGUGCUUCCUCAUCCUCAAUCUCACACAGCCCUCACCCUUCCAGUUUGAGGUGAUUGAGGUGCCAAUCACCAAAAAGGAGAUGGGUGACUUAAUGGAUGAAAUUUUGUAUUUUUUUUUUUAUGAGGAGAGAGAGCUACCUAUCUGGAAAGGUGCUUACAAGAUAGCUCAAAAGAUAUUGCAGAUGAAGAACAUAACCAAAAUCAUUUGUGAUGGAGUUGUGAAGAAUGAGGCCCUGAUGGAAAGACUGAGGGCAUCCACCUUCGAUGUCCUUUUGGCAGACCCACUGUCACCCAGUGGGGAGCUGGUUGCUGAGAAGCUGGGUAUCCCCUUUGUGUAUACCUUCCGGUUCUCCAUGGGCAACACAGUGGAGCGGCUCUGUGGAACACUCCCAGCACCUCCCGCCUAUGUACCAACUACCCUAACCAGCCUAACAGAUAGGAUGACCUUCUGGCAAAGGCUAAAAAACAUCCUCAGCUACACUCUGCAGGAUUUCGUAUUUCAUUACAUUCUCUGGGCAAGCUGGGAUCAAUACUACAGUGAAGUUUUAGGAAGGCCCACAACCCUGUGUGAGACGAUGGGGAAAGCAGAGAUUUGGUUAAUCAGAACAUACUGGGAUUUUGAAUUUCCACGCCCUUUCCUGCCCAACUUUGAGUUUGUUGGAGGACUUCAUUGCCAGCCUGCAAAACCAUUACCAAAGGAAAUGGAAGAAUUUGUUCAGAGCUCAGGGGAACAUGGUAUCAUCGUAUUCACUCUUGGGUCAAUGGUCUACAACCUGAGUGAUGAAAAAAGUAACGUGAUCGCCAAAGCCCUCAGCCAGCUUCCACAAAAGGUCCUCUGGCGGUACAAAGGGAAAAAGCCAGAAACUCUAGGCUCCAACACCAAGAUUUAUGACUGGAUACCACAAAAUGACCUGCUUGGCCAUCCAUUGACAAAGGCCUUUAUUACGCAUGGUGGGACCAAUGGGCUCUAUGAAGCCAUCUACCAUGGGAUCCCAAUGGUUGGGAUUCCCAUGUUUGCUGACCAGCAUGACAACAUUGCUCACAUGGUAGCAAAAGGAGCUGCAGUUCAGGUGGAUUUCAACACAAUGAAGACGCAGGACCUGGCUGAUGCACUGAACACAGUCAUUUACAAUUCCACCUAUAAGGAAAAUGCUCUAAAGUUAUCCAAGAUACAGCAUGACCAGCCUGUUAAGCCUCUGGACAGAGCUGUCUUCUGGAUUGAAUUUGUAAUGCGUCACAAAGGAGCAAAGCACUUGAGACCAGCUGCUCACCAUCUCACCUGGUACCAGUACCACUCCCUGGAUGUUCUGGCAUUCUUGUUCACCUGUACAGCUACUAUUGUCUUCAUUCUUUUCAAGUGCUGCCUAUGUUGCUGUAGAAGAUGUGGCAGGAUAGCAAAGAGGAAGAAAGAAUAGAGACCUUGUUCCCAUCAGCGGUUUUCUUCUCCUAGGCUGAUUCAACAAGGCAUUUAUGCACAUUCUUUGGUGAACAAGUUUAUUGGGAUAUGCUUUAAGCUGGGCAUGUCACAAAUGCACUGUAACAAAGCUGUUGUGGGGCAGAGUUGCUUGCUUAGCCAGCACAUUUCUUCUAGUCUAAAUAAAAUUGAAUUAUAGUUGCUUUAUCCCUUGGGACCAUAUUAGCUGAUCACACAUGGUCCUUGCCAUGGUAAUUGCCGCUCUAAAUUUUCAAAUAUCUCAAAUAUUUUGGUAUAUUUAAUAAAUUCAGCCUUGCCCUGUGUGGUACUGUGGGUCUCCAACUAAGCUCUCUAUCCUAAAUCUGUCUUCUCCUCUAGCAUCGUGCAGGCUUGAUCCCUGAUUCACAACCAAAAUGUCUCCUCUCCUGUCAGAAAAGCUCUCUCCAGACUAGACAGUGAAUCCAAGAUCAUGGGCUCCUAAAAUGCACCCAUCUGAAGUGCCACAAUCAUGAAAACUGGGAGCUGCAAGUGGCAAUUACACUGACUGCUUGGGGGCUAAUGGGAGACUAGAAUCCUAAGACCAUGAAAAAAAUCACUUUCCUGGGAACCAUUUCUCUUUCCCAUUCAGUCUGGAAUUCCUACUGCACAGGCUAUCAUUCUGACUGGAACACUGCAGGGGUGUGAACACCACCUCUGUGAGGAACAUGCUGUUCUUAACCCCCAAACACCACUGAGCCAUGCUAACUGAUAAAUGCAGAAAAAACUCUAUAAAGGGAACUUGCAAAGAAGUAACAUUCCAUGUGGGAACAGUGCCAAUAGCCACUUGCCUUGUCCAAAAAGUAGGAGAGAAAAUAGUGCUGCACUUGGGUCAGAUAAGAGUGGUAGUAAAUGCAGUACUUCUUCAGGUGUUAAAGACACCUGUAAAAUGCUGCUAGCUAGUCUAGGCCUCCUGUUCUAAGUAAGGUUAUUUCACUGUUGUGCCAGCUUACUCAAUAUAAAACCCACUCAAAUUUUAACUGGUAUUUUUAAAUACUCCGGAAUUGUUUUCAAACAGAACAUGAUUAUUUGUUUACAUAAAAAAAUUCCUUAUACCACAUGAACUUUUUAUUAGUAUUGUCAGGUUUCAACAUCUGCUUAAACUUCUUCAUACUACAACACGUAGUAAAAAGUUCUUGAAAAGUUCAACUGUUUCCAAACCAAACAGGGGUUACGAGAAGACUACUGCAUCUUAUGGCAAUUUCUGGCAUACUGUUGUAUGUUUCUGUUCCUGUUGUCAUGAUGGGAUCAUAACCAGGAAUAUGCACAGUGAAUAGAAAGGGGAACCACAUGACACCAGGGCCCCAGAUCAGAAAGGGGUUGCUGUAGCAGUUACGGGAGGUGGGUGGGUCCCUAAGCACAGCUCCAUCAAGCUGGACCACUAUGAGCCUGUCACCCAGUUGAUGAGAUGUUGGUUUGGAUGCCAAAAGCCAGCAAGCCUCCCAGCAUGCUGCAGAGGUAUUGGUGAGACAGGGCUAACAAAGGAGACUGUUAAAAGGAUAGAUGGGAAAAGCUGGACAAAGUGCUGCAAAGUCACUGUAAGCAGCUGCUUCAUUUCAGUAACCUACUCAGAGAAAUUUGGCUUAUCUGGUAUUGAAUUUAAAAAUGAAAAAACCAACCAACAAAAAAAACCCAAAAAUGCUCAAACAAAACCAACACCCCCUCUUCAUUUUAGAGUCUGUAUAUAUGCAGAGAAAUGUAUCAAAAUAUGGGGGUGGUCUAUGAUGCAUUUCUCAGUAAGACACAGAAUGUACUCUAAAUUUGACAGACUGAUCUAAACCUCCAGCUAGCAGGCAAUACUUCUCUGCGCACAAUAAACCGUGUUGAGGAAUCCAAACACAUAUUCAGCCUCUUGUACUGCUUAAAUAAUCCAAACGUACAUUAGAGGUCUAACUUUUUGUUUAACACAUGUAGAUGUUUACUGUGAUUGUAGACUAAAAUAAACAGAGCACAAAUUACAGCCAUAUCAAAAAAACCUCACAUUUCCACAAAUGCCACACAGUAGCCAGUCCUACACUGCCUUGUAUAAAAAUAGCUGCAGCACUCAGUAGGGUGGAGUUGAAGGUGUUUAAAGCACAGUCCGGAUUUAUUAUAUGAGAAGACACUGAAGGAAGUUUAUGAAGAAGUCCACCAAGGCAGUGGUACUCCUACAAGUUUUGGAAAGUUGGAAAUUGCUGGAUAAACUGAAGAACUUUUACUACAAGUUUUACUUCCCGCCCCCCAGUUUUACCAUUUGCAUUUGGGUUAAAGUAUUUCUGAUUUAAGAGCAGUAAUAAGCGAUCACUAGAAAGAACACUUGUGCAGAUUCUGGAUCUUGCUGGACUAACACAUUCCUGAGACAAGUAGGUUGUGGUUGAGGACAGCCUCUCAACAGCUUCAAGAUCAUAUGAUUAAGCUGAACAUGUAAGGCCUUAAUAACUCUGAUAAGCUGCAGGCUACUUCACCACAGAAACAAAAAUGCAGUUACCUUUUAUAUCAGCAGUCCUUUUCCUAAAUACAGGCUUCAGAUUAAUUUCAAUUACCAUAAAGAACAUCUGAACUAUUUCCAAACACAGAUCUUUUCCUAGAACUGCUGGAAUCUAGCAAAGCUGUCAAGCUUAGAAAACCAAGAAGCCCAACAUGGAGUUUUAAACAUUUCAAUAGUUACCAAUUUAUUUUUAUAAAAAAAAAAGGUAGCAAUGUAGGAUACAGCAGUAUUUUCUGGUUCCACGCACGCAGGUUGUGAACAUUCCAAGCAAUGUGUACAUUUUGGAAA
Molecule: messenger RNA, 5257 nt
Organism: Catharus ustulatus (Swainson's thrush)
Lineage: Eukaryota; Metazoa; Chordata; Aves; Passeriformes; Turdidae
Product: UDP-glucuronosyltransferase 2A2-like
Exons: 7
Coding region: 224-2467 (747 amino acids)
Molecular function (GO): UDP-glycosyltransferase activity
Source: RefSeq, a predicted model, not a curated record